Molecule: messenger RNA, 1953 nt
Organism: Alternaria atra
Lineage: Eukaryota; Fungi; Ascomycota; Dothideomycetes; Pleosporales; Pleosporaceae
Exons: 6
Coding region: 1-1953 (650 amino acids)
Source: RefSeq, a predicted model, not a curated record
AUGCUUUCAGAUGUUUUGUUCGGCCUUUUGGCGUUUGGAAGGCUCGGAGCAUCGCAGUUCAGUCUGUAUCCUGCAUUCAUUGAUCCAAUCAAGUUAAGCAAGGCAUACGGUGUCACGACUGAAUGCAUUCAAGGCUUAAACCAAACGCUCCCAGAAUGCGAUCCAGACCUUUUCGGUAUGGUCGUAGACUAUGACAUGUUCUGGUGGGAGCAAGACAAUGUCACUGACCUCUGCCUCGGCAACUGCUCUGUAGCUGCAGCACUCUGGUAUAACAAUGUUAUGAGCGCAUGCGAUGGGCAAUGGUUGAAUUCUUAUGGGAAAUGGAUUCCCGCUGAUUCGGUUGCUGGCCGAUAUGUGGACGGCAUCAACACAGCUUGUCUAUCUUCAUCACUGGGUGAGAAUACUACAUGGUGCUUGGUAGAGUCGCAGGACUGGAUUGGAGCAGAUGUGUAUCAAGUGGACUGCGACACAAACCCAUCUGAUCCGUCGUGCACUGGUGACGGAACCGGCAUCGAUCCUGUCAACGAACGAAUGGCCAAUUUAUAUUCCGAUGAUGUGUUAUGCGACGAUUGCUUUGUGCAAAUGCUUUAUACUAAAGUCACCUCGGAGUUCUUUGCUGACACUGAUCACGCCGACUAUCUCGUAGGUCAGUUGCAGGACAUCGCGGAUGUUUGUAAUACUUCAAUCCCUGCUAUCACGACUCGUGCAUCUACCUCAUGGGACUUAGCACCUGCUCCAACGCCAACUAGCACGACAACGACAACCCCUCCAGCUGCCACGAGCUGUGCUGCAGGACAAGGCCAGACAUUGAGCUCUGGUACAGGGUGUGACACCUUGUCCCAGAAGUACGGCAUCACAACCGGAGAUUUAGAGGCAAUCUCAGGCAGCGAUACCUGCAGUAUCUCAACAACAUCCUGUUUUCCUUUAGGGUGCUCGCUACAGCGAAUCGCAUCUGGCGCUACUUGUGACACAAUGGCAAGUAGCCUCAAUGUCACCACGGUGCAAUUCCAAGGCUGGAAUCCUAACAUCAUAGGGCUCUGCGAUGCGCUACAAGCCGGGCAGUACGUGUGCACAUCUCCUCCGGGUGUGACAGGGACGUAUACACUAGCUCCACCACCAUUGGGAACAGACGCCGAUGCAGGGAACCAGCAACGUGGAGGCUCUGGUGGAGUUGUGACUCCAACAACAACCAUCUCACCAGGGCCGACAACGCCGGUAGCAGCACCGGGUCCAACACUGUCAGGUGUCUCGAAGAUAUGCAAUGCCUGGCAGACACCAGCCGAAGGGCUCGGCUGCGUCGACUUUGCCGUCUUGAACAGCCUCUCAUCAGAAAAGCUGUAUGAAUGGAAUCCAAUCCUCGGACCUAAUGGCCAGAAUUGCACUACCAUGUUCCAAUUCAAAGUCUACUACUGUGUUGGUGUCGUAAUCGGGGGCUCAUCAGGGAGCGGUCCGACAACAACACUGCAGUCUAGCCCGACCAUUUCCCGCCCUACCACCGCUCCUGGGCCGACUCAAAGUGGCAUAGUCUCUUCAUGCAACAAAUAUGCCUUACCCGUCAGCGGGCAGGGCUGCUAUGACUUCGCGACCGCAAAUAGCAUUACCCCCGCACAGCUGUACUCAUGGAACGCCGUCCUCGGGUCCAAUGGCGAGAACUGCGGGAACCAAUUCCAGGCGGGCGAAUACUACUGUGUCGGUGUCGGGAGUCAACAGUCUUCUACCAGCACUACUAAACAGGUUGUCUCUGCGCCUGGACCCACGCAAAGCGGCAUCGUCGCAUCAUGUACUGGGUAUGCUAAGCCACCGGCUGGCACUGGGUGCUAUGAUUUUGCGACACAGAAUGGAAUUACGCCGGCGCAGUUGUAUCAAUGGAAUACGGUGCUUGGGCCGAACGGUGAGAAUUGUGGGACAAAGUUUUUCGGAGAGGAUUACUAUUGUGUUAAGGUUUCGACGUAG